GGGAUGAGGUCGAGCAGGUGCAAGUGGAGCAGGAGGAGCAGCUGGAGGAGUCAAGCAGGAGGCUGAUAGAGAGGGAGGAGGACCUGUUCAGACAUGACUUGGUCAAUGAGGAAGAGGAGGACGAGCUGCACAAAGACUUCAAGGCUCUGCAACUGAAGCUGUGGAAGGCCAUCAAUGACACCUUCACCCCCUCCUCCACCUCCUCCUCUGCGGGGGAGCUGGGGGUCCUGAGGAGUGCCAUGGCGUCCAUCCAGCAGCAGGAGGCGCAGGACCGGCGCUGGAGAGACUGUCAGGAGGAGCAAGUCCCAAGAUGGCGUCCUCAGAAAUGUCUCAGCAUCCACAACAUACUGCUCCAGAACAUGGUGGAGGGCCGAAUAAAGGAGGCUGCCGAAGACACCUCGGGAGGAACCGACCGGCUCUCCUCACCUGUGAAGAGACAGGUGUGUCGAGUGGGAAGAUGUGUGAAGGAAGACCUGCUGAUGGUGGUGAGGAGGGUGAAGAACUGCUACCCUCCCCACAUAGACAUCAUGAACCUCUACGCCGGCCUGUACCAUCAGGAGUUCUCGGUCCGCCUCACUCAGCUUACCACUGCAGGGCUGGACGACGAUGACUGCAGCUACCUGUUGUCCUGGGUCAACCAGUACUACCCACAUGAAAUCCUGGAACAUACAGAGCUGGAUGGACAGAUAAAGGUGCCCUGUCUGGGUUCUCUGCUGCCGCAAGAUGAGCUGAAGCGGCUGGAGGAGCAGUACCUGACCCACAAAGAGGAAAAGGUGAAGCUGUGGCUGAACACUGCCCUGAAGAAGGAACAGGAGAACUGGCUGAGUGGAAGGACACCCGAGAUCAUCGAUGGUUAUUACUUCAGUCCUCUGGCUGUAGACGUCAUACAGGUGAUGACCGGUUCCCUGUCUGAGUUCAGCUGUGCCAUCAAAGACCAGAGAAAAGUUCAGAGGCUCACAGUUCAGCUGGAGAACUUCCUGUACAGCUAUGUGAAGUGUGUGGAGGAGUUUGUGAAGGGAAACCAUGGUAAUGUCCGCUCGGUGGUCAAAGCUCAGCUGGUCUGCGAGCAGCAGCUCAGGGAUUACAUCACAGCUGAAACAGGAAAUCUGUCUGAGGAGCAGAAGCACGGCUGUCUGAAUGCACUGUCUGCCCUGAGGGAUUGUGGGUACAGGUAUCUCACCUGUCCUCUUCACGUUAAACUGAAGUUGCUCCUUUGUGACCUGCAUCAGGAUGUGGUCCUUAAGUAUGUGAAGAGGAUGAUGAAGACUAAGAUGAAGAGCAAGGAGCAGCAGACUGCCGGAGCUCAGCGGAUGAUUGAAGACGCCAAAAAGAUCAACAGCUUCUUCUCAGAGAAGGGCUGCAGCAAGGCCUCGUGGCUCUUCGAGAUAGUAUGCAAACUUGCAGAGGUCCUCCGUCUGCAGGAUCCUGCCAGCAUUCAGCUGGAGCUCGUCACUCUGGCCCGGAACUUCCCCGACCUCAG
Oreochromis aureus is the source of this 1480-nucleotide messenger RNA. RefSeq names its product tumor necrosis factor alpha-induced protein 2-like. The annotation marks the transcript as partial. Lineage: Eukaryota; Metazoa; Chordata; Actinopteri; Cichliformes; Cichlidae. Gene Ontology annotation, molecular function: SNARE binding. Gene Ontology annotation, biological process: exocytosis; exocyst localization. The transcript has 9 exons. The record is from RefSeq and is a predicted model, not a curated record. Gene Ontology annotation, cellular component: exocyst.